AUCGGAGGAUCGAACGGUCAGGAAGAUAUAAUUUAUUGGCACCGUUAGAUCGGUUUAGGGUAACGUCGGCCGCACGAUGGCUAGGGUCGAGGGUUCCACCGCCAUUGGCCACUGCUUAUGAUAGAAGAGGGGGUGUGCGCUUUUAGUUGUGGUGUUGUGUGUUGGGUUGUUUGUGCCGUGCCGGGAGCGUUAGAGAUUUUCGCAUUGCAGUUUGAUUUGUUGAAGUAGCCAUGGGGAAAGAGAAGACCCAUAUCAACAUUGUUGUCAUUGGACAUGUCGACUCUGGGAAAUCGACAACCACCGGUCACCUUAUCUACAAGCUUGGAGGUAUUGACAAGCGUGUGAUUGAGCGUUUUGAGAAGGAAGCUGCUGAGAUGAACAAAAGGUCAUUCAAGUAUGCCUGGGUUCUUGACAAGCUUAAGGCGGAGAGGGAACGUGGUAUUACCAUCGAUAUUGCUCUCUGGAAGUUCGAGACUACAAGAUACUACUGCACUGUCAUCGAUGCACCAGGGCACAGAGAUUUCAUUAAGAACAUGAUUACUGGUACCUCACAGGCCGAUUGCGCUGUUCUGAUCAUUGACUCCACCACUGGAGGUUUUGAAGCUGGUAUCUCCAAGGAUGGGCAAACCAGAGAGCAUGCUCUUCUGGCCUUCACACUUGGUGUGAAACAGAUGAUUUGCUGUUGUAACAAGAUGGAUGCCACCACACCCAAGUACUCGAAGGCCCGAUAUGAUGAAAUUAUCAAGGAAGUUUCUUCAUACCUGAAGAAGGUUGGUUACAACCCUGACAAAAUCCCCUUCGUACCCAUUUCUGGUUUUGAGGGUGACAACAUGAUUGAGCGUUCUUCCAACCUCGACUGGUACAAAGGACCCACCUUGUUGGAAGCACUGGACCAGGUGAACGAACCCAAGAGGCCCUCAGACAAGCCCCUGCGAUUGCCCCUUCAGGAUGUGUACAAGAUUGGUGGUAUUGGAACUGUGCCAGUGGGAAGGGUUGAAACUGGUGUUAUUAAGCCUGGUACAGUGGUCACCUUUGGACCGACUGGACUGACAACUGAAGUUAAGUCUGUGGAAAUGCACCAUGAAGCCCUGCAGGAGGCACUGCCUGGUGACAAUGUGGGGUUCAAUGUCAAGAAUGUAGCUGUCAAGGAUCUUAAGCGUGGGUUUGUGGCAUCUGACUCUAAGAAUGAUCCUGCCAAGGAAGCUGCAAACUUCACCUCACAGGUUAUCAUCAUGAACCAUCCUGGCCAGAUUGGCAACGGGUAUGCCCCUGUGCUGGACUGCCACACUUCCCACAUUGCAGUCAAGUUCGCUGAAAUUUUGACCAAGGUGGACAGGCGAUCUGGAAAGGAGCUGGAGAAGGAGCCCAAGUUCCUGAAGAAUGGAGAUGCAGGAUUUGUGAAGAUGAUUCCCACCAAGCCCAUGGUUGUGGAAACCUUUGCUGAAUAUCCUCCUCUGGGACGUUUUGCUGUGAGAGAUAUGAGACAGACUGUUGCUGUCGGUGUUAUUAAGGGUGUUGAGAAGAAGGACCCCACUGGUGCCAAGGUCACCAAGGCUGCUGCCAAGAAGAAAUGAAGACUGGUGGACUGUGCAAUGGAAGAGGCAAGGCAUGGUCAUCAUUUGCGGUUGUGCUUGUCUCGGCUAUCUGCACAGGAUCUGUUAGUGAGGUGUUCUGUAGCUAGGCGCAUGCAAACUUGGGUUCUUGACAGACGGUGGCAUCAUAGUGCAAGUAAUUUUAUUUGUUGUUAGGCUAGUAGUAGUAUUUUUGAGGGAUGAGAGAUUAUAUAGGGUAUUUUUCACUUUUGUGAGAUUGCUGCAAAUUAGAGUCGUGCAGUAUAUUUAAUGUUUGUGCUCUUGUUUGAAGACUUAUGUGUUGAGUAAUUUAUACUUUAUUCUGUUAAAAAUUGUUUGCCAUUACAUUGGGUUCAAUGAUAUUGUAUGUUUUGUUUUA
Cryptomeria japonica (Japanese cedar) is the source of this 1950-nucleotide messenger RNA. RefSeq names its product elongation factor 1-alpha. The record is from RefSeq and is a predicted model, not a curated record. The transcript is spliced from 4 exons. Gene Ontology annotation, molecular function: translation elongation factor activity; GTP binding; GTPase activity. The coding region runs from base 231 to 1574 and encodes 447 amino acids. Gene Ontology annotation, biological process: translational elongation; translation. NCBI's taxonomy places the organism in Eukaryota, Viridiplantae, Streptophyta, Pinopsida, Cupressales, Cupressaceae.